AUGGCAUUUCCAGGGUUUUCUUUGAUCCGAUCAUGGAUUCUGUUAGUGUUGGCUUGCCAGUCUAGCGCCCAGUUCUGCUCCUUCUGGAAUGGUGCCUGCAUCGACCCUCUUGCCCAAACUGCCGUCAAAUUCAACUUCAGUCCUCUCUUCAUCAAUCCAAUCACCCUCUAUUAUGGCUUUGACGCGAGCCUAUCCGGUAAAGGCAACGGCCCCAUGACCAAGACCGCUUUCUGGCUUCGGUAUCAGAAUUCAAAUAUUGAUCCUUCCGUUGUGGACAUGAACAGGACAUCUGAAAUCGCCCUACGUGUUGGGAAUUUAACUGGUAUCCCUUCAGGGUCAAAUAAUGCGUGUGAUGGAAUAUGGGGCCGACAGUGCACCAAUGGGAUUAAGAUGGCCCUAAAGACUGGCAUCUUCCAUCUCGCCAGAUCGGGUGAAUAUUACAGCAAACCGCUGGAAACGGUUCUAUCACAAUUGAUGAUGGUUCAGCCUGAGUUGUUGUGUGGCGCGCCUAUUUUCGAUGUUGCCAGCAUCCCUGUCCAAGGUAUGUCUUUCGACGUGUCAUACUGUUUCAACCGACGCUUAUCUAACUCCCUAACAGAUUUCGCUUUUGAGAGUAAAACUGAUCAGGAUGUCUCUGUGUAUCCCUCGGGGUCUUUAGGCCAUCCAUGGCAGGUGUGGUAUCUGGACGAUAUGACGCCACAGCAACAGGCUUCACAAGUCGCCGUGGGAAUCAUCAGUCGUGCUCCUUCCUACGGCAGUCCGCUGCCUCGAACCCCUGACGACAUUCAAAUCGAGCUUGUCUGUAUGCAAGCGCCACAAGCACCGCCAAGUGGAUCAAUGGGAAACGACUAA
Penicillium taxi is the source of this 852-nucleotide messenger RNA. RefSeq lists its product as uncharacterized. The record is from RefSeq and is a predicted model, not a curated record. Lineage: Eukaryota; Fungi; Ascomycota; Eurotiomycetes; Eurotiales; Aspergillaceae. The coding region runs from base 1 to 852 and encodes 283 amino acids. The transcript has a single exon.